Molecule: messenger RNA, 153 nt
Organism: Penicillium salamii
Lineage: Eukaryota; Fungi; Ascomycota; Eurotiomycetes; Eurotiales; Aspergillaceae
Source: the annotation of a GenBank genome assembly
AUGUGUCCACUGUAUGCGAAUUUCCCUCUACUCUUUGAUUGGGGCUCCAAGCUUGGUCACAACAUGACUUCUGUCCGAAUCCCUGGAAAUGAACCUCUCAACGGCAUACAAAUCUUUUGCCGAUGCUUCCGAAUGAAUGCAUGGAAGUUCUGA